Cylicostephanus goldi is the source of this 837-nucleotide messenger RNA. The record is from the annotation of a GenBank genome assembly. NCBI's taxonomy places the organism in Eukaryota, Metazoa, Nematoda, Chromadorea, Rhabditida, Strongylidae.
AUGGUUUAUGAGGGGACAGCUCUAAAUCCCUUUGCUGCGGAAGUUUUGGGCGCAGAUCAGAGAGGAAGUUCGGGUGGAGACGCAAAUACUGGUGAAGCCGCACCCGUGCUAACUCCAAAUUCAUCGGGGCUUACUGAAGAUGUACGGGAUGUGCCCAGGACCAAAUACUUUUUGUUGUUCAUACUCUUCGAACGACUUCGAGAGGAGCUCCGAAGUGAUCUUUACGAGACGGAUCGCGAUUUAGAAUCCCGCGAACGUUUAGGGAGAGCCGAGCGAUCAGUGCAGCCACCGCUGCCUACCGGAGCACAAACAUCUUCUUCCUCUACUUCAUUGGCUGUUCCAUCUCGUCCGAAUAGGCGGGAGGAAAGAAGGCGCAGCAAUAGCAUCGAAAUUAUCUCGCCUAGUCCACCUGCUGUCGCCGAUUUGGAGCAGCGUGCUGGCCGGCUCAUCAUCACACCUGAACGCCGUCAUCCAAAGCGCGAGGAGCAAGAUGAGGAGCAUAGCCCAAACAGUUCCGCUGUUAGUACUAGAAUCACUGGUAAGCAUAGAAGAGGAUUGGACUUGUUGAAGACUGGUGAUAAUAGCAGUUCAAAUACGGAUGACUCAGAGCCCACAACCUCAAAAGGAUGCACGGCGUCACGCACUCGCCCCAGCAAAAGGAAGAUUGGAGUUACAAUAAUUCGCUUUCCGACGCACCCAAGUGAGCCAGGACCGUCAUAUGUCUCCGAAACUCAUGAAGAACCAAUGGUCGGGGAUACGGUUGAGAACCAGGCGGAGGAAGCUGGAGAUAGCAAUGAAGCUGAUAAUAUCAAAGUUUUCUCAGAGCAUAUGUAUUGA